Fusarium verticillioides 7600 is the source of this 2025-nucleotide messenger RNA. RefSeq lists its product as hypothetical. The coding region runs from base 1 to 2025 and encodes 674 amino acids. NCBI's taxonomy places the organism in Eukaryota, Fungi, Ascomycota, Sordariomycetes, Hypocreales, Nectriaceae. The transcript has 2 exons. The record is from RefSeq and is a predicted model, not a curated record.
AUGGCCAUCGACAAUCAGAGUGAUACACUCUCUAUUGUAGAGGCCUCAAUUGCAUCCCUUGCAUCUGCACUUUCUCAAGGCCAUAUCAACAGCGUUGAACUGACCGCCAAGCACUUGCUGAGAAUCGCCAAGUAUGAUCGCCGAACCACUCAACUCAAUGCCAUCCCAGUUAUUAAUCAAGAUGUGUUUGAUGCUGCUCAAGCAUCGGAUCAGCGUCGCUCCAUGGGCAAGUCACUUGGCUUGCUAGAUGGAAUUCCGUGCACGAUCAAAGAUUCUUACAAGAUCCGAGGUAUGACUGUUGCUGCUGGGUCUCCCGCUUUCAAGGAUCUUGUCGCAAAUGAAGAUGCGUUCACUGUUGAGAAGCUGAGAGACGCUGGCGCUGUUUUCUUGGGCCGCACCAACAUGCCCCCUAUGGCUGCCGGUGGAAUGCAGCGAGGUGUUUAUGGUCGUGCUGAGUCGCCCUACAAUGAAGCAUACCUUACGGCUGCUUUUGCUUCAGGAUCAUCUAAUGGAUCUGCCACAGCGACCGCAGCAAGUCUUGGUGUCUUUGGUAUGGGAGAGGAAACUAUCUCUUCUGGCCGUUCGCCUGCUUCCAACAACGGUUUGGUGGCAUACACUCCCUCCAGGGGUCUCAUAUCAAUCAGAGGCAACUGGCCGCUUUUCCCCACCUGUGACACUGUUGUUCCGCACACGAGAACUGUGGAAGACAUGUUUACGCUUCUGGAUGUCAUCGUUGCGGCAGAUGACAAGACAAACUGCGAUUUUUGGCGUGAGCAGCCUUUCGUCAAGCUCCCCAACGUCGAUUCUGUGCGACCAAAGACGUUCUUUGAUCUUUCGGAUCCCAAUGCUCUCAAGGGCAAGAAGAUCGGCGUUCCAAAGAUGUACAUUGGCGGCAUCGACUCUGACCCGGAUGCACGCAAGGUUCAUACUCGCGAGAGUGUCAUCGAGCUUUGGAGGCAGGCCAGGACGACACUUGAGGGACUAGGGGCUACUGUUGUCGAGACAGACUUUCCGCUCGUCACCGAGUUUGAGAAACCUCUUCAUGGUGAGAGCGAGUCAGAAACACCGCCUCAUCGCAAUGAGAUUGAUAUGUGCCAGUUGAUGGCCUAUUCUUGGGACGACUUCCUGGCAGCGAACCAAGACAGCAACGUGGCAACCACCCUUGCACAAGUCGAAUCGUCAACCAUAUUCCCCCAUCCUCCUGGAUGCUUACCUGAUAGGUACGAUGCCAACGAUCCUCUUGUUCGGCAUACAGCUGUUGUUGCCCACAUAACCAAUGGCCGGGUACCGACUUACAACAUUCCAAACCUUGGUCCGGCACUUCACAAUCUUGAGUUGAAGCGCAAGUCAGCGUUUGAAGACUGGCUUGAUGCUUUGGAGUUGGACAUGCUUGUAUGGCCUUGCAAUGCCGACGUGGGCAGAGCCGAUUCAGACAUCAACGAAGAGUCUGCAAAGCAUGCAUGGCUCAAUGGUGUUUUGUAUUCGAAUGGAAACUGCGCAGUUCGUCAGUUUGGUAUCCCGACAGUCAGCGUGCCGAUGGGUGUCAUGGCUGAUACGAGAAUGCCUGUCAAUCUCACCUUCGCAUCCAAGGCUUAUGAUGACAAGAACCUGUUUCGAUAUGCCUAUGCGUUUGAAAAGGGAAGUUCUCUUCGUCAGACGCCAUCGAGAACCCCACAGCUGGUGACAGAUACUAUUGUGCUCGGCCAAGAGAGUAGGGACACGGGGUCAUCACCACCCCAGCUCACCAUGGAUGCCACAGUGUCAAUUGUGAACGGAGAAAGACAAUUGAGAAUUUUCGGUACCGUUAGCGAGCACGAAUUGUGCGACCUGCAUGUGUAUGUUGAUGGGGAGGAGUUGGAAGACGUCAAGGCCAUCAAUGGGAAAUGGGAGGCACGGGUGAAGACAAAGGAGGCGCAAAGAUCUCGGCCAGCAGAAAUCAGCGUCCCUGAUUUCAGCAAGUCAAUGGUCUUGGCUUUGGUCAAAAGCAGGACAGGAAGGUCCGCUGCUAACAUGAUAUUUAUUUAG